Colius striatus (speckled mousebird) is the source of this 1091-nucleotide messenger RNA. RefSeq names its product homeobox protein Hox-B8-like. The transcript is spliced from 2 exons. Gene Ontology annotation, cellular component: nucleus. The record is from RefSeq and is a predicted model, not a curated record. The coding region runs from base 1 to 729 and encodes 242 amino acids. NCBI's taxonomy places the organism in Eukaryota, Metazoa, Chordata, Aves, Coliiformes, Coliidae. Gene Ontology annotation, molecular function: RNA polymerase II transcription regulatory region sequence-specific DNA binding; DNA-binding transcription factor activity, RNA polymerase II-specific. Gene Ontology annotation, biological process: regulation of transcription by RNA polymerase II.
AUGAGCUCUUAUUUUGUCAAUUCACUCUUCUCCAAAUACAAAACCGGAGACUCCUUGCGUCCCAAUUACUAUGACUGUGGGUUCGCUCAGGAUCUUGGGGGCAGACCCACGGUGGUGUACGGACCUAGCACGGGGGGCACCUUCCAGCAUCCGACUCAAAUCCAGGAGUUCUACCACGGGGCAUCUUCACUCUCCAGCUCCCCUUACCAACAGAAUCCCUGCGCCGUGGCGUGCCAUGGGGACCCCAGCAACUUCUAUGGCUAUGACCCCUUGCAAAGGCAGAGCCUCUUCAGCACCCAGGAGUCGGACUUGGUGCAGUACACGGACUGCAAGCUUGCUGCCAGCGGCCUUGGAGAAGAGGUGGAGAGCUCGGAGCAGAGUCCUUCUCCGACCCAGCUUUUUCCUUGGAUGCGACCGCAAGCAGCCGCUGGACGGAGGAGGGGGAGGCAAACCUACAGCCGCUACCAGACGCUGGAACUGGAGAAGGAAUUUCUAUUUAAUCCCUACCUGACCCGCAAACGGAGGAUCGAGGUCUCUCAUGCCCUGGGAUUGACAGAAAGGCAGGUCAAAAUCUGGUUCCAGAACAGGAGGAUGAAAUGGAAAAAGGAAAACAACAAAGACAAAUUUCCCAGCAGCAAAUGUGAGCAGGAAGAACUGGAAAAACAGAAAAUGGAAAGAGCCCAGGAGGUGGACGAGGAAGGGGAAGUACAGAAGGCGGAUAAGAAAUAAAAGCAUUUUUAAAGACUGAAAGGCAAGUGCUGCUGGAGUAGAAGAGUUCCUGAGCCCCACGUUAAUGGCAGUUAAUGUAAGGGAGGGGUGGGGAAAAAAACAACAAUGCAUAGAAAAGAUAAAAGAAAAACCCUUUUAUUGCUGUAAAACAAUAUAACUGUAAGCACCACUUUCCUGAUUAUCCUUUGAUACAAUGAACAGUAUGCAAGUGAUCGGGAGAUCUCUUCUGCCUUUUGCCAGUUAUUAACUAGUGGUAGUGUAACGCAAUAGCUAAUGUAAAACAUGACUGUGAAAUUCUCUCUCUGUCGUUCUCUCUCUUCUUUCCAGGGGAGUGGGUGGGUUGGUUAACAUAGCUUUCAACA